Molecule: messenger RNA, 924 nt
Organism: Penicillium mononematosum
Lineage: Eukaryota; Fungi; Ascomycota; Eurotiomycetes; Eurotiales; Aspergillaceae
Product: putative RAS small monomeric GTPase
Exons: 3
Coding region: 1-924 (307 amino acids)
Biological process (GO): Ras protein signal transduction
Cellular component (GO): plasma membrane
Molecular function (GO): GTPase activity; GDP binding; GTP binding
Source: RefSeq, a predicted model, not a curated record
AUGGACAAAAUCUCAAUCACCAUCUGCGGAGAUGGUGGAUGUGGUAUGUACAACCUUCUCUUGUCUGGGAAUUUCCUGUCUCCGCGAGUCGGGGCCAUUCCGGGUUUCGCGCAAUCGAGAUCUGAUCAGAUCGGGAUGCAGGCAAAUCCUCCAUCACCAUGCGGCUGGUCCGCAGCCAAUGGGUUCACGAAGGAUUCCUACUCCGUCACCCGCACCGUCGAUGGCCACCCCUACGUUCUCUCCAUCACCGAUACCGCAGGCCAGGAGGAGUACCGUGGACUAUGGUCUGCCUCGACCCUGAACUCCGAUGCGUUCCUCUUGGUUUACGAUAUCACCAACCCGUCGAGUCUUGAAACGCUAGAUCAUUUCAUGGAGAUGAUCCAUAUGGAGGCGGAGCAACGCGUCGAGGACAACCAGCGACUGCGCCAGGAGUUGAAAAAGAAAUCCGGGGCAGGCCACGUUGGCCUGCCACCGCCAGUUAAAAUCGUUGCGGGCAACAAAUGUGAUCUCAAGGAUGGUCGCGUGGUGACAUCCCGCGAUGGACUCGAGUAUGCGCGCAAGCACGGCUGCGGGUUUAUGGAGACCAGUGCUCGCGAGAUGGUCAACAUUGAGGAAACCUUUGCCCAUUUAGUCCGUCGCGUGGUCGAAGCCCGACUCCAAAGCCAAGACGGUGUGCUUCCUCCCCCGUGCGCCGAGCCAUCGCACAAUACCCUACCAACCACCACUGUAGACACAAUUGCAGGCGAGACCCGAUCCCGACGAAGUCGCGUGUGGGGUUUUAUCAAACGGAAGACUACGGAACCAACCGGCGAACAGGGUCAGGAACAGGGUGAAGUCCAGAACGGACCCGAAAAACAUGAACGUCAAAAGUGCUAUCGGGGUUGCUGCGUUUGUCAGCUCUGGUGUUUUCACUGCUCUUGUUGA